AUGUUAAGCUUACAUUUUGUGAAAAGUUACAAAAUAUUCAAAGAAAAAUGUCAGCUACACUCCAAAAAUGUUACAGCGUUGAAGAAACAUCUACCUUCAUACGUGAAACAAUCACUGGCAUCACGACAUGAAGACAAAGAACACUCAAGUUUCAACAUUCUUAGUGUUGGUAGUGGCACAGGAGAAAUUGAUAUCGAAAUUACAAACAUCGUUGCUAAAGAACUGUGCAGUAAUGGUAACUGGGAAAGUAUCAGAAUUUUAAACCGUGCAAUCGAGCCAAACAAGUUUUCUUGUGCUGAAUAUGAAGCUAAUGUCUCCGCAAUGAUUGAAAACUCUCCUGCCAGCUAUGAAAUCAUACCUCAAACGUUCAGUGAAUAUCGUAACAGCGUGUCGAAUGAAAGUGUAAAGAUUGAUCUGAUUCAUUUCAUUCAUAGUUUAUAUUAUGUUGAUAUAGAGAGUGCUAUUUAG
Molecule: messenger RNA, 468 nt
Organism: Xenia sp. Carnegie-2017
Lineage: Eukaryota; Metazoa; Cnidaria; Anthozoa; Malacalcyonacea; Xeniidae
Product: histamine N-methyltransferase A-like
Exons: 1
Coding region: 1-468 (155 amino acids)
Source: RefSeq, a predicted model, not a curated record